UCGCCACACAAGCGAAUAUAAAGGAUAGGACUGUUGACAACACGAGUUGAAGCAGUGCCGUCAGUGUACAUUCGUGGCCAAACACAUGUGUAGUACAAUAUAUUCUGCACUAAAAAGUAAGCAGUAGAUUUUAGUGCAGAGGUUAAAGAAAACCUGAAAUGACAUUCGGUUUUGUUGUUGAAGGUAUGUGUAUCAGGGUCUGUGCAUUUUCUCUUGUGAUGGGGAUGCUGCUGCUUCCAUCUCAGAUUGAAUCAGUAGCAGUGAUGAGCGUGGACCUUGGCAGUGAGUGGAUGAAGAUUGCUAUUGUUUCGCCUGGAGUACCUAUGGAGAUAGCACUGAAUAAAGAAUCUAAACGUAAGACUCCUGUGACUAUUGCAUUCCGUGAUGGGGAACGUACAUUUGGCGAAGAUGCUGCAACUAUUGGAGUACGUUUUCCAAAGAACAGCUACAGUUAUCUGCUGGAGCUUCUAGGUAAAAGUGUGGAUAACCCAGUUGUACAACUUUACAAACAGCGGUUUCCAUACUACGAGAUUGUUCCAGAUUCAGAAAGAGAUACAGUUCUAUUUCAGCAUGAUAGUGAGACCUUAUAUAGCCCAGAAGAAUUGUUGGGAAUGCUGUUACAUUGUGCCAGGGAAUUUGCUCAAGAAUCUGCACGUCAACCCAUCAAUGAAGCAGUUUUAACAGUUCCUGGAUUCUUCAACCAGGCAGAAAGAAGAGCUUUGUUGAAAGCAGCAGAGCUUGCUGGGCUAAAAGUCCUGCAACUCAUGAAUGACUACACAGCAGUUGCUCUUAAUUAUGGCAUAUUUCGUCGAAAGGACUUCAAUGAAACUGCUCAGUACAUCAUGUUCUAUGAUAUGGGUGCUACCAGCACAACUGCAACCAUUGUUAGUUAUCAGCUGGUGAAGACAAAGGAGAAAGGAUAUGUGGAAACUAAUCCACAGCUUUCCAUAAUUGGAGUUGGGUAUGAUCGUACUCUUGGUGGACUAGAGAUGCAAUUAAGACUGAGGGAUUUCUUGGGAAAGAAAUUUAAUGAAAUGAAGAAAACUUCAAACGAUGUGUUUAAAAACCCCAGAGCACUCGCAAAAUUAUUCAAGGAAGCUGGAAGACUUAAGAAUGUCCUAAGUGCCAAUGCCGAUCAUUUUGCUCAGGUAGAAGGUCUUCUAGAUGAUCAAGACUUUAAACUUCAGGUGACACGAGAAGUGUUUGAGACUUUGUGUUCUGAUCUUUUUGGUCGUGUUAAGGGUCCAGUUGAUCAGGCGCUCAAGGCAUCAGGACUCACAUUAGAUGUGAUUAACCAUGUGAUCCUUGUGGGUGCAGGUACAAGAGUUCCAAAGGUCCAAGAAAAAUUGAGUGAGGCAGUUGGUAUGGAACUAGGUAAGAGUAUCAACACAGAUGAAGCAGCAGCCAUGGGUGCUGUAUAUAAAGCUGCUGACCUCAGUAAUGGCUUCAAAGUCAAAAAGUUUCUCACCAAAGAUGCAGUUCUAUUUCCCAUUCAGGUUGUGUUUGAACGAGAUGUGGAAGGGUCUUCCUCUCCAAAACAUGUUAAAAGAACACUUUUUGGAUCAAUGAACCCAUAUCCACAGAAGAAAAUCAUCACAUUUAACAAGCAUCAAAAUGAUUUUUCAUUCCAUGUUGGCUAUGCAGAAUUGGAUCACCUCUCUAAUCUUGAAAUGCAAGCUCUGGGACCUCAGAAUUUGAGCAAAGUAGAACUGAAAGGUGUGGCAGAGACACUGGCCAAACAUCAGGGAACUAAUGUGGAGUCAAAAGGCAUCAAAGCUCACUUUUCUGUGGAUGAGAGUGGACUUCUGAACCUAACUAAUGUGGAACUGGUUGUGGAAAAGACAUUAACGGAGGAAGAACUAGCGGCUCAAGAAGAAUCCCCUCUAUCAAAGUUGGGCAGUACUAUCAGUAACUUCUUUACAGGUUCAGAAGAAAAGAAAAACGAAAAAGUAGAGGAGAAACCACCAACUGAAGAAGAAGAAGAAAAAAAGAAACAAGAGCCAGAGAGGAAAGAAGGAAAGACAGGUGAUGAGAAAAAGGAUGAAAAACCAACACAGCAAGGUCAGGACGGAGAGACAGAAGAAAAUAAAAAAGCAGCAGCUCCUGAUGAAGCAAAGAAUAUAACAAAGGCAGGAAGUAGAGAGAAGAAACCAAAGGUUGUAGUAAUUAAAGAGGUCAUUACUUCAGUAGAAAAGAAGUUAGGAGUGCCUGAACUCAGUGGAAACUUAUUUGAAAAUGCUGUUAUGAAAAUCGAAGCUUUAAAUGAAUUUGAUAGACAGAGAAGUCGAAGGGAAAGUGCACUGAAUGCCUUAGAGAGCUUCGUGUUUGAUGCCCAAGGAAAACUGUGGUUAGAUGAGUACAAAGCAGCAGCAACUGAAGAAGAAAUGGAGAAAAUCAAGAAUGCAUGUUCUGAAGUGUCAGACUGGCUUUAUGAUGAGGGUUCAGAUGCUGAUGCAGCAGCAUAUGAAUCAAAGCUGAAUGAACUGAAGACGUUAACAGGCCCAUUGUAUUGGCGAGUGAAGGAGCAUGCAGAGAGACCCGAGGCAUUAGCAGCUCUUCGUUACAUGAUCAAUGGCAGUUUAAAUUUUCUUAACAAUGCAAGGAAUAUGACCACAGAGAGUCCUGAAGGCUUUUUCACCCAAAUAGAACUUGACACACUGGAGAAAACCAUCAAGGAAACUGAGGAAUGGAAAACUGGGAUGGAAGAGGAACAAGCGAGGUUACCUCUUUCUUCUGCACCAAAGUUGACAGUGAAAUCUAUCACAGAUAAAAUGGCUGUUCUUGACAGAGAGGUAAAAUAUCUGGUCAAUAAGGCUAGAAUAUGGAAACCUAAGAAACCAAUUGAUGACAUAGUUAAAGAUACUGAAAAGAAUGAAACAGAUGGAGAAGUUCCUAAAACUGAAAAACCAGAAACAGAGGAGGAGAAAAGAGAGUCUGAAGAAACACGGAAAGAUACUGAAGAACCUGUAGUGGAAGGAGAGGAGAAUGAAGGUGAAACUAUAGAAGAGGCAGAACCAAUGUCACAACCUGAAGAACCCACAUCAGGCCUUCCAGAAGACAGCGUAUCACAGUCUGAUGGUGAAGAUGAGACCAAAACCCACACAGAACUAUAACAACAAAUUCUGUAGGUGUUAUUACAAUUGUUCUCGAAACACAUUGCAAACUCUACCCUGAUACACAGAAUGGGAAGUACAGUACUUGCUGCUGCAGUGUGUGGCCAAGUUUUAAAAUCUGAAAAGCAUAAAUUUCUGUAAAAAGAUUUACUGAACUGUGCAAAUGAAUAUAGAAAUAAGGACUUCAGUGAACAGAGUUUGCAUGGAUGAAUAAAAAAAGGUGGGCUGCAAAUUGCAUAAAACAAGGUGAGGAAAGAGAAGGGCAUAUGUUUUCUGUGCAGUGUUUUCAUGGUGUAGAUAUUCCGAUACCUGGGGAUGUGAGACAGUUGUAAUUAGUUUGGUUACAAGGUACAUUUCAAUGGUGGUACUUAACUGUGACAUCAAUGAUAAGAAAUGUAAUUAUUUAUUGCAGAAUGUGAUGUGUUUGCAAAGACGUACAAAAACGUUUAAUUUUCUGAAUUGUUUGAUUAACAUGUUAGUAUUUGAAGACAAUGAUGUUGCACUUUUCUGAUUCAAAAUUUAUGUUUAUGUUAUUAAGACUACUGCUGGCAGUUGUUUUGUAUUUUUAAUACAUUAGUAUAUAACAUAAAAACACGAAUCCUAGUUGCGAGUUCAAAUCUCGCUCAACAGCACAGAUGUUGUUGUGCAAUUUUUCUUCACAUUUUAUCACAACCUGUUACCUGUCCCACAACAUUUUAAAUUUAAGAAAAGGAACAAUUUAAACAUAUUAUUGGCCAAAAUAAUUAAUGGUGUAAAUCUGUAUUUGAGUGCCACAUGUAACAUGGAAAUAUUUACUUGCUUAUCAUGAGCAUCACAUGAAUCGCAUUACAUUCUGCAGAACAAUAGAACAGAAAUUUGGCAAACUUAUAAUGUUUAUCACUGCCUCUUUAACAAUAGUUUGAUGUUUUCAUGCAUUUACAGUAAACAUUUAAACUGGGAAAGCAUUAUUUUUGUCUACGAGUUGUUCAGUAAAUAACUGGGCACAAUAAAAAUUUGUAUUAACCUUUGGUUUAUUGAAAAGAACUCGCCAUUGCUCAUAUGACACUAGUCCCAAGGUCUUGCUAAUGAGCUGAUACCAUUUUUAUACAAAUAUAAUAUGAUAACUUCAGUUGUAACUAGUUGUAAAAUCAAAUUAAUUAAUGGCUUCAUGUGCCAAAUUCUAUUCUGUGGAAAGGGAUGUUGUUAAAUUGGCAGAAUCUGAAAGGAAAUAGCAAAAUGAGGUGUCAGAAAAUAUAAUAGACUUGGAAAACCACCUAAGUGAAACAUCCUCAGCGGUCUACAUUGCUUAUGUUAAUAUAUCAGAAGUGUAGCUUUUCUGUGGAUAGUAUUUAUUUGUAUGAAUUAUUUUGAUAUGUGCUGUGAUCAGCCAUGUCACUAUGGGUGAUCAAUAAAGAAGACUUUACUGUGUUAAUUUGCCAUGAAAGCUUCAAAUGUUAUUCAGGUAGUUGAAUUCAUUCCUAACAAAUUAAUAGAAAGUGACUUUUCCUGUCUUGUUUUGAAAUAAAUGAAGAAAGUAUAGAUGGUGGUCUUCUGUUUUGUCACACCACUUCAGCACUGAAGAUGUAGAUAGUAUGUUCUACAAAAUAUUGGUAUACAAUGAAAAGAAUAAAUGCAACAACAGUCCAGAAAACCAUCUACACUCACGUCACAGUGGAAAUCUUGAUUCCUACAGGUUAAAUAAAUGUUAUGUUAUUGCACUAUUGCUACAAGGCGUCUGUCUUCAUGUGUUUAUGUACGUGUGCACUUGCACACGUAUCAUCACACCGAUAAUAAGAUAUCAGUAACAUUUUCACACAGUCUGUAAUACUUGAAUUAGUGUGUCCAGAUCUAAUUUUUAUCUUAGGGGAUGUUAGUUUCACCCCUUCUUUACCUUUAUCAUAUGGAAAAAUGCAAUUUAAACCCACGUACUACUGGGGCCGCCAACUGGACUUUAACUCCAUGGUUAACGGUUUAGCAUUAUGCUGGUGUGGCACAUGUAAAACUGGACUGCACACACAGGACGCGACGCAAGGACGAUAAAGAUUAAUAGCCCUAUUCAUAUUUUUUUAAUUUAGUAUUAUGCUACAUCUGUAUUAUGUGACAUCUUGUGUUUACAAGAAUGUACAUUUUUAAUAUAAUCAUAAAUAAGAAACAGGAGUUUAAGUGUUGCACCAUGCAGUCCUGGUGGUUAUCAUUGAUGGACACUGUUAGUAUUACACGAAUUAGAAUUGUUACAAGCACUUGGCAAAUCAUAUGUGGAAAAUACAGUUGCAUUUAUGGCUUGUGUGUGCAAAUUAUCUUACUUGGUUUCUGUUCCAGGGGUACAGUGUAUAAACUUGUCAGGGGAAUGUAUUUUACUGUAGUUUACAAUUAACUGUUUAACUUUUUUUUACAUGCACACAAAAAUGUUCAUCUUACAUUUGAGUUCUCAAGGUAUUGGACUUUGAAGUGAAACUGUCUCCUAAAUCUGCUAACUUCAAGAUUGUUGAAUCAAAUCAAUUCUCAAUAAUAAAUUUAUGUUAUUGUGUGGUAAUUAUUAUGGCUGCAGAAAGGUUGCAAUAAGAGGAAUUACCCUUAACAUAUAUUGAAAUAGUGUUUGAUUUAGAUAAAAUGUGAUGUUAUCAACAAGUAAAGACUUAUUUGGUGAAAAAGAUCAGAACACCAUUAAUAAAGUUCCAAAACGACA
Zootermopsis nevadensis is the source of this 5778-nucleotide messenger RNA. The record is from RefSeq and is a predicted model, not a curated record. Lineage: Eukaryota; Metazoa; Arthropoda; Insecta; Blattodea; Termopsidae.